UCCUGGCUUUAAAAAGGGGCCAUCUCCAUCUGCUCUCCAGUUCUUCUUGGAAAUGGUGCCACUGGUUGUUCUCAGCUUUUUAUUGGCCUCUGUUUCUUCUGCUGUUAUCAAGAGGGACAUUCAGAAGGAUAAUGGCGUUGACAUCUACAGCUUCCACAUUAAGUCUAUGGUCCAAAGCCGCUAUGCCAUGACUGUCAUCACCAGCAGAGUGGCUAACCUGGCCAAUGAGUCUCAAGAGCUGAACUUCCAUGUGGAAAUACCCAAAAAUGCCUUCAUCAGCAAGUUUAGCAUGACCAUUGAUGGGAAAAUCUACGAUGGGGUUGUGAAAGAGAAGGCAGAGGCUCAGCAGCAAUAUGACCAGGCUGUCCAGCGUGGCCAAAGUGCUGGACUUGUCAGUGCGGUUGGACGUACACUUGAGGAGUUCAAAACCUCAGUGACGGUAGCAGCACACAGUAAGGUGACCUUUGAACUCACCUACGAGGAGCUCCUGAAACGUCGUCUGGGGCAAUACGAGCUCCUGAUCAAAGCUAAGCCCACACAGGCGGUCAAGGAUUUCAAGAUUGAAGUGCAGAUACGUGAGCGGCAAGGGAUUCGUUUCCUGGACACCCGUGGAAAACUUGUCUCCAAUGAGCUAGCCAAGGUCACUAGGAUCUCACAGUCAGACGACGAGGCCACAGUGCAGUUUGCUCCCACAAAGCAGCAGCAAGAACAAUGCCCAGGCUGUGAGACAAAUGGACUUGAUGGUGACCUGCUCAUUGUCUAUGAUGUCAAUAGACCCAAAUCAAAGGGUGAUUUUCAGGUGCUCAAGGGAUAUUUUGUGCAUUACUUUGCCCCAACGGAUCUCCCCCGCAUCCCUAAAAAUGUGGUGUUUAUCAUCGACCAGAGUGGCUCUAUGCAUGGCAUCAAAAUUAAACAGACUCGUGAGGCUCUGCUGAAGAUCCUAGGAGAUAUCUCAGAGGAAGACCACUUUGGCCUUAUCAGCUUUGAUGAUGCCAUCUAUAAAUGGAAACCCAACCUGGUCCCAGCCACACCUGGAAACCUGGAGGCUGCACGGGCAUUUGUGAGAAAGAUAGUUGAUCGGGGAGCCACAGAUAUAAACAAUGCAGUGCUGGAAGGAGUGAGGAUGCUGAACAACCUGGCUGAGAGCCAAAAUACCAAAGACAGCAUCUCCAUUCUCAUUCUUCUCACAGACGGAGACCCCACUUCAGGUGUAACUAAUCUAGACAGUAUUCAGGCCAAUGUUAAGGAAGCCAUAGGGAAGAGGUACUCCCUUUACUGUCUGGGAUUUGGCUUUGAUGUAAAUUAUGAGUUUCUGGAGAAGAUGGCACUGCAGAACCUUGGUGUGGCCCGAAGAAUCUAUCCCGACUCAGAUGCCGAUCUACAGUUGCAGGGCUUUUAUGAGGAAGUAGCUACACCUCUACUGUUGGAUGUCCAACUGAGCUACACAGGUGUGUCCAACCUUACACAGUCCAACUUCAGUCAGUACUACAAUGGCACAGAGAUUGUAGUUGCUGGACAAAUCUCUGACAACGACUUGGAAACCCUCACAGGAACAAUCACGGCUCGUUCGAAAAACAAUGAAGUAACAUACCAAGACAUGUCAGUUAAGGAGGAGAACCUCUUGGACAUCUACAUCUUUGAGAUGUAUAUCCAGAGGCUCUGGGCAUAUCUUACAGUAAAGCAACUACUAGAGAAGGAGGUUUUGUUGGGACAGAGUGAGAAGCAGGCACUCAGAAAGCAGGCCCUCGAUCUCUCUGUUAAGUAUAGCUUUGUGACCCCACUGACCUCAAUGGUAGUUACUAAGCCAGAGGGUGAAGACUCCCAGGUGCUCCACAAACCCAAGGAGGGAAAGCCUGAGCACAGAGGAACUCAAGCCUUUCCUGCACUGAUUGGAGCUGCAGGACUACCAGGACAUCCUCUACAUAAUGUACAAGCAGGGCAUCCUGGAUAUCAUGAUGAAGCUGAAGACUCACAAUUUCACAGUGUCAUAUUACCAAUACAUCCUACCAAUGGAGGACCUCAACCAGUGAAGGAUGUGGUUGAUCUACGGAUCCUGCAGCCCACGGCGGGUCACAGCAAUCAGCUCUGCUUUGAUGUGCAAGUUUCUCAGAAGCAAAAUUACAAGCUGCUAGACGAUCAGACCACAGACCUCUUGGUUGUGGGCCAGGUGAACAGUGAAGCCAAGAAGGGCUUUCAGCAGAUCAGCAUUCGCUCCAAAGCCUGGGGCAGCGUCACUGUGGAUACUACAAAAAUUGUCCUCAUCCAGGGACAGAAGAAUGAAGAUUUUUCUUGGACACCGUUCUCCUUCAGCAAUGCAUUGAACGGGCUGUCACUGAACAUGCAAGACGGGGUGCUAACGGUGGAGGUUGGGGAGACCAGAAUGGACAUCCUGCUCCACAGUGAUGGGCAAAAUAGCUUCCUAUGGCCAGCUGUAAAAAAACGCCCCCCAGGUAGCACAGCAAUGGGGAUACUAGGACAGUUCCUUGUUUCGUAUGAAGAGAAGCAGGUGAUACCAACAGGUAUACUGGAAAUCCAAGACAAAGAGGUUCCUGCAUCCAGGGAGACGGCAGUGAACUAUAAUGACCCCAACAAACCGAGAGUGGACUGCUGGCUGGUGCCUUACCAGUCUGUUUUGGGGGUGAACCUCUCUGAGCUAACUGUGGUUCAGACAUAGGUUCAGCAUCCUGAGACUCCUUUCAGACAGUUCAAAUUACAUUAAGCUGUUUUCUUGGACAAUACUUCUGUGUCAUUAUGAUCAAGUCAUUAAAUAACAU
This is a messenger RNA of Paramormyrops kingsleyae, 2774 nucleotides long. Lineage: Eukaryota; Metazoa; Chordata; Actinopteri; Osteoglossiformes; Mormyridae. The record is from RefSeq and is a predicted model, not a curated record.